Molecule: messenger RNA, 1707 nt
Organism: Rubroshorea leprosula
Lineage: Eukaryota; Viridiplantae; Streptophyta; Magnoliopsida; Malvales; Dipterocarpaceae
Source: the annotation of a GenBank genome assembly
CUCAAACACAAAUGUAAUAAAUAAGUUGAAUCAAAACCCCCAAUGUUAAAGUAUGCAACCGUGUUUAAACGGAGGAUUGUGAGGUGCACGUAUGCCCUUCCUCACUCCUAACCGAACCCCGAUCUCUGCACAGACCCGUUUUAGGUGACUUGUCCCACCUUAUAAUUUGGACGAGUGGCGACUCUCCUUUUUCUUUUAUAUUUUCACACUUGAUUUUUCAUUAUUUUGAAAAAAAUCUCAAGUGGUCGUCAACAGAUUGGCGACUCCAUUGGGGACUGAACCCAGAAUCUCUGGUUUCCAUAUUCUGGGUUCACGAGGGUCGAGCUAAUACUUUAACUUUGGGGAAUUUUUCAGCUUUCAAUUUUCUUUGAUUGUUGAGUCUUUGUGAGUCUUUGUCAUUUAUUGUAUAUGUUUGUUGCAUGUUGCGUGUUGCGUGUUGCGUGUUGCGUGUUACUUGUUUGCUCAUUGUUUUAGUGGUUGCUUUGAUCAUUUUGUCUUUGAGUAGUUACCUUGCUACAUCUUGACAUGCAUCAUACCUUGCUAACAUGUUCAUACAUCAUAUCAUCUCACAUGCUCAUCCAUCAUUGAUAUAACAUGCUUAUUCAUCAUGCAUCAUGCCUAUACGCCUACUUGUUUGUGUGUGGCUAUACUCACCUUUUACACUUGGCUAUGGAGUACUUAGUGAGUCUCUUCCUUCUUGUGCGAUUAUUUAUAUCUUGUUGUAUGCUAAGUGUUGGUUGCUUUGUGUUACUAACCUUUUGCAUUUGGCAUAGGAGUACGAGAUGAGUCCCUUCCUGCUGUGUAAGUAGGUUUGUUUGUGGAUGAUAUAUUUGUUGAGUGCUUUACAUGCUUUAUUUGAUUGCUGUGGGAUAUAUGUUGCUAUUUUUGUGGUUGCCAUUGUGCAGGUUAUUGGAGUGUCAUGCCCCUUACACACACUCACUCUCAUUUUGCAUUAGGUCCGUGUCGAAGGUGAACCCGACCUCUAAUCUGGAAUCCUUACGAAUUUGGCUUGGAAGAACAAUUCUUCCCGUUUUGAGGAGUAAGAUCGGUUCCUGUUAGGUUGUUUCCAUUGGUUAAUACGACACUUGAUGAUAUAAUAUCAUUCUGUGUAUUAGCUUUUGGAAAUAUCUCCCGUUGAUUCUGAAAGGAUAAAUGGUUGAGAAGGCCUAAUGCCUUUUAGGAAAACAUGUAAUGGCCUUAAAGAGAUACCAACCCUAGGACAUGUUUCCCUUAGCAUCCCACCCGUGAGGUUAGGGAUCCUGCGUUUAAGACACAAAAAGUGGCAUUUUUCUUCACUAACUUUGUCUCCGCACAUGACAGGUUUUCGUUUUAUAUACAUUUGAGGUAUGAUUAAUUAUUCAUCUUUUGCAUUUAGACAUCAUUCUUAAGGUAAGGAGCAUUCCACCAUGCACUUUGUAUCUUCAUUUUUAACCCCAUGCAUUAUUAAAAAAAAAAGAAAAAGUUCAUGAUUGUUUCACAUGUCAUAUGUCCAUCCUACUCAUUUCACAUUAAAUCUUCUAUAUGUCUUGAAAAUUUCACAUGUCAUAUAUCCAUUGUAUCACAUUUUCCAUCUCAUGCAUUGCAAAAUAUAUUUUCAUGUUCAUCUCAUGUGACAUUCUCCAUUUUGUGCAUUUUAAAUUUCAUUUUUCAUCUCAUGUUUCACAAAAAAAUUGCAAAAAAAAAGAAGAGUAAAAUUCCAUCCAUGUU